Nematolebias whitei (Rio pearlfish) is the source of this 2214-nucleotide messenger RNA. It is a transcript of the gene rmnd5b, whose product is annotated as required for meiotic nuclear division 5 homolog B. Bases 86 to 1261 code for a protein of 391 amino acids. Gene Ontology annotation, cellular component: cytoplasm; GID complex; nucleus. The transcript has 10 exons. Gene Ontology annotation, molecular function: protein binding; ubiquitin protein ligase activity. Lineage: Eukaryota; Metazoa; Chordata; Actinopteri; Cyprinodontiformes; Rivulidae. The record is from RefSeq and is a predicted model, not a curated record. Gene Ontology annotation, biological process: proteasome-mediated ubiquitin-dependent protein catabolic process.
UCCGCAUUACGACUGCGGAUGAAGCGUUGCAGGAAAGAAGGCUAACGCUAAUGUUUGCUAACUGAUUAGCAAGGCAGUCUGAAUCAUGGAACAGUGUGCGUGUGUGGAGCGGGAGCUGGAGAAAGUGCUCCAUCGCUUCGUCAUGUACGGCCACCAGUCUGAGGAGAGGCUAGACGAACUUCUGCGAAGUGUCUGUGAAAUAAGAGGACAGCUAGUUGCUUUUGGAGUGCAGGAUGCAGACUUGUCAGUCCUGUCUCAAACUAUGGCUCAGUGUUGUAAGAAUAUCAAAGAAACUGUACAGAUGCUCGCUUCUCGACAUAAAGACAUCCAUGGCAGCGUAUCAAAAGUGGGCAAAGCCAUUGACAGGAAUUUUGAUGCGGAGAUCAGCGCUGUGGUGGCAGAAACAGUGUGGGACACCCCAGAGAGACAGAAGUACCUGAGUGAAUCUAUUGUGGAGCAUUUGUACAGGCAAGGAAUGCUUAGUGUGGCAGAGGACCUCUGUCAGGAGUCUGGUGUAGUGAUUGAUAUGAGUAUGAAGCAGCCUUUUCUUGAACUCAACAGGAUUCUUGAAGCUCUGAGGAUGCAAGAUCUCAGACCGGCUCUAGAGUGGGCCGUCACGAAUCGCCAGCGCCUGCUGGAACUGAACAGCAGCUUAGAGUUCAAGUUGCACCGUUUGUACUUCAUAAGUCUGCUCGGUGGCGGAAUCGGCAACCAAAUGGAGGCUCUGCAGUAUGCCAGGCACUUCCAGCCCUUCGCCUCUCAGCACCAGAGAGAUAUCCAGAUCUUGAUGGGCAGUCUGGUGUAUCUUCGUCACGGCAUCGAGAACUCUCCGUAUCGCAGUCUGCUGGAGACGAAUCAGUGGGCUGAGAUCUGUAACAUCUUCACCAGGGAUGCCUGCGCUCUGCUGGGUCUCUCUGUGGAGUCUCCACUGAGUGUCAGUUUUGCGUCAGGCUGCAUGGCCUUGCCGGUACUGAUGAACAUCAAACAGGUGAUUGAGCAGAGACAGUGCAGUGGAGUCUGGACACACAAGGACGAGCUGCCUAUUGAAAUUGACCUCGGCAAAAAGUGCUGGUACCACUCUGUGUUCGCCUGUCCCAUUCUGCGGCAGCAGACCUCCGAGAGUAACCCUCCCAUGAAGCUCAUCUGUGGCCACGUCAUCUCCAGAGAUGCACUCAACAAACUCACCAAUGCUGGGAAGUUGAAAUGUCCCUACUGCCCCAUGGAGCAGAACCCGUCACAUGCCAAGCAGAUCUACUUUUGAUACCGCACUGCUCGUCUCGUCAAGGAUGAAGUUACCUGGAGCUCCUUGGAUAUCCAGGACCCUUUGCUCUGGCCCCUGUCCUCGAUCCUUGGCCUCUUGGCCUGUUUAUUUUAAGCAUUAAGGUUUCGCCCCAGUGUUCCUCUGGACCACCUCAGCCGUCUGGAAACUCACCUCGGACCAUUAAACUUUGCAUAAUACACAAAGUCCAGCGAGGUUGGUUGAACCUGUCGUAGAGAAGAGUCUGUCGGGUCAUCCCUGUGAAGAAGCACCUCGGAGAAAAGAUCACUCGUUGAAAUUUAUUUGCCAAUGCCUGCAGAGUUAUAGGCUUGUCUUUGAAAAGUAUCUAAUACUUUCUACUGAUUUUUGAGGGGCUUUGACUGUUUUGACUUGGAUGACUGCUCUGUUUUGUUUUUUCUCUUCUUUUUUUGUCUUUGAGUAAAUGGUAUAGAUAUAGGCAGACUGACUUCAGGAUGGUAAUCUUGUGUUUCUUACGAGAACCCACUGAGUCCCAUGAAAGCCUCUUCUUUUCUGCUGAAGGGAAGUUAAAGUGUGGAGGUUUGUCUUGAUUUAAACUCUAGAUCGGGACCUGUUUCCUCUCUGUGGCGUACUCGAGGCCUCUCGUAGCUUGGAAGUCCCCGUCGACUGCUGCCUCCGUUUGGUCAGAAUGAAUUUAUCAGUGGUGGAACAGCUUUUUUUUUUUUUUUUUUUUCCUGUGAUUGAAUGCACCAGCAGGAUUCUUAUUGAAGCCAUUUGUCUUGUUUUGUGUGUGUUCUUAAUGAAAGUGACAAAAAAAAGCAAACGAAAUAUACAGCUUACUACUGCAAAACGUGUUGCUUUCCUGUUAUUUCUUUUAUUUUUAUUACAACCGCCCCCGUGUAAAAUAGCUAACUGCCCAGCAUCGAACCUUAUCGACUCUGUUGCAUAACUCAAACAUGUAUUGACUCAGAUUUUCC